AAAAGAAAAAGCCCUGGUUUAUCACUCACUUCCCGUUGACCACCCACCACAGCACUGCAAAAGCAUCGAGACUUGAGAGUUAAAGAGUAGCAGGAGGUUAAGCCAAAGAGAAAGAAAUGGCUGAUGAGGUGAUACUUUUGGAUUUCUGGGCAAGUCCUUUUGGGAUGAGAGUUAGAAUAGCACUAGCAGAGAAAGGAGUAAAGUAUGAGUAUAGAGAAGAGAAUUUAAGGAACAAAAGCCCUCUUCUUUUGGAGAUGAAUCCAGUUCAUAAAAAGAUUCCUGUUCUCAUCCAUAAUGGAAAACCCAUUUGUGAAUCACUUAUUGCUGUUCAAUAUAUUGAUGAGGUUUGGCAUGAUGAGUCUCCUCUUUUGCCUUCUGAUUCUUACCCAAGAGCACAUGCUAGAUUCUGGGCUGAUUUUGUUGACAAGAAGAUUUAUGAACUUGGGAGGAAGAUAUGGACUACAAAAGGAGAGGAUCAGGAGGCGGGCAAGAAAGAAUUCAUCGACGCCAUUAAGUUGUUGGAAGGUGAGCUUGGAGACAAGCCGUACUUUGGUGGUGAGAGCUUUGGGUAUGUUGAUGUUGCACUUAUCCCAUUCUAUUCCUGGUUUUAUGCCUAUGAAACCUGUGGGAACUUCAGCAUAGAGGCUGAGUGUCCCAAGUUCAUGGCAUGGAUUAAGAGGUGCCUGCAGAAAGAGUCUGUCUCCAAGGCCCUUCCUGACCAGCAGAAGGUCUAUGAAUUUGUUUUGGAGCUGAAGAAGGUAUUUGGUAUUGAGUAAGUGGCAUCCACAGGCCAAAGCUAUUAGGAUUUCCUGUUUAUGUUUUACAGUGUGGUUUGUAUUUCUGUAUUUAAUAAAUGGGUACUUAGCUGUGCCUUGGUUGUCUGAUUAUGUGGGCAGAUGGUUGUGCCUGCAAUAGUCUUUAUGUGCCUUUACUUAUUUGUAUUUUUAGUGUGGAGGAAUAUACACUUUCAUUUUCUCCUUGCUGCAA
This is a messenger RNA of Ricinus communis (castor bean), 987 nucleotides long. Its product is annotated as probable glutathione S-transferase. Gene Ontology annotation, molecular function: glutathione transferase activity. The transcript is spliced from 2 exons. The record is from RefSeq and is a predicted model, not a curated record. Gene Ontology annotation, cellular component: cytoplasm. The coding region runs from base 117 to 776 and encodes 219 amino acids. NCBI's taxonomy places the organism in Eukaryota, Viridiplantae, Streptophyta, Magnoliopsida, Malpighiales, Euphorbiaceae. Gene Ontology annotation, biological process: glutathione metabolic process.